UGCAUUAUUUUUGUUGCUUGAUUGACGAAUGUAACAACCAAAAAUCUGAACUCUUGAUCAUCAGACCGUUUCGCUGGAAAAAUCAACUGGAAAAAAGUGUUGCACACUUUCUGCAAGGAAGCUACGCAUAUCAUGGGCUGAUUCAACAACUUACUGGCAAUGGUGGCUAGCCGAGGAUUUCUUGCCUAGAUCGAGGUUUGCUGAAGUAGCAAGGCUUCUAUAUGUUUGUUGGUUUGAAAUAAAAGGGGAAAUCAAAACAUCGAUGCUGUCACCAAACACCAAGUAUGGUGCAUACCUUGUGUUCCAUGUUAGUAGCAGCGCAUGGAAUUUCUAUGAUUAUCCCGUGGACGCUGUUAUCGAAACUUCCGGAGGCCAAGUGGUGACCGGGAGGGUCUAUUUAGACCCUCGUCGUGGAGGUAUAGUCGACGAGGGUUAUGAAUUAGUUCCAUUAGCUGGUGCUGAGGACCCAGAAGAGGGUGUUAACCUUCCGAAGCUGAGGGUUGAUGAGUGGAUUGAGGUUGAAAUUGGGGAGUUUUUUACUGGGGAUAAAGAUGAACUUGUCACGUUUUCGCUAAUGGAGAUUUUAACUGGGGCUUUGAAAGGUGGUUUAGUUAUUGAAGGAAUUGAGAUUAGGCCAGUGAUUGAGUAAUGGUUUUGAAAUCCAAAUUAAUGUACCAAUGAACAGAUGAUGCAUUGGUUUCAAUAAUAAUUCUGAUAAACAAUAUGUAACUUGAUUAGUUUUUAAUUA
Molecule: messenger RNA, 748 nt
Organism: Chenopodium quinoa (quinoa)
Lineage: Eukaryota; Viridiplantae; Streptophyta; Magnoliopsida; Caryophyllales; Amaranthaceae
Product: F-box protein PP2-B13-like
Exons: 2
Coding region: 263-649 (128 amino acids)
Source: RefSeq, a predicted model, not a curated record